Messenger RNA from Drosophila rhopaloa, 1191 nucleotides. RefSeq names its product odorant receptor 49a (gene Or49a). Gene Ontology annotation, cellular component: plasma membrane. Gene Ontology annotation, biological process: detection of chemical stimulus involved in sensory perception of smell; sensory perception of smell. The coding region runs from base 1 to 1191 and encodes 396 amino acids. The record is from RefSeq and is a predicted model, not a curated record. Gene Ontology annotation, molecular function: olfactory receptor activity; odorant binding. NCBI's taxonomy places the organism in Eukaryota, Metazoa, Arthropoda, Insecta, Diptera, Drosophilidae. The transcript is spliced from 4 exons.
AUGGGAGAACACCGUUCCUUCGAGAAUUACACCUACAUGGCUGGCAUUAUGUUCAAGACCUUGGGAUACGAUUUAAUGGACUCACCCAGGCCCAGAUGGCAGAAAAUCCUCAUGCGUGGCUAUUUUAUUCUGUGCAUGGUGAGCAAUUUUUACGAGGCUUCCAUGGUGACCUUAAGACUUAUUCAAUGGGACUCCGUGGAAGGAAGUGCCUCGAAAAUCAUGCGACAGGCCCUGCAAUUCUUUUACAUGUUCAGUGCCCAGGCAAAGUUUGUCACCUUCAUGAUAUAUAGAAAACACCUAAGAGUGCUAUGUAAUAACCUGAAAGAUGUAUAUCCCCACGAAGAACAGUGCCAAAAGAAAUACGAUGUCAAUACAUUUUACUUAUCACGAACCCCUCGAUAUAUUGUGUAUUUCUAUUAUGCUUUGAUGCUCCUCAUGGCACUGGGACCUCUGUUUCAAUCGUGUAUUAUGUACUUAAUAGGGUUCGGAAAAGCCGAAUUUUCCUAUCUAAGAAUUUAUCCCACACGUCUUGGCUUUGAUUCGGAAAACCCAUUCGGUUAUGUGGUGACAUAUGUUAUCGAUCUUACCUACAGUCAAUUUAUAGUGAAUGUGAGUUUGGGCACAGAUCUCUGGAUGAUGUGCACCACGAGUCAAAUCUCUAUGCACUUUGCCUAUUUGGCCAAGGUUUUAUCUUCACACAUUCCAAAUCGGAAACGAGAACGAGAGGAUUGUGAUUUUUUGGUAAAUCUAGUCAAAAAACAUCAACUAAUGCUCCGCUAUCACGAGGACGUGAAUACUGUAUUUGGACUUUUAUUGGCUUCUAACUUGUUCACCACUGCUAGUUUACUUUGCUGUACAGCUUACUAUACCGUCGUACAGGGUUUUAACAUGGAAGGCAUUUCCUAUAUGAUGCUUUUUGUUAGCGUUACAGCUCAGUUUUAUAUGGUCAGUCUACAUGGACAAAUGCUCCAAGAUUGGAGUACCAAUGUAGCUCUGGCUGCAUAUGAACACAAAUGGUAUGAAGGAUCCUUGCGAUAUAAAAAGGAAAUACUCUUUAUUAUGGCGCAGGCCCAACGUCCUGCGGAGAUAUCUGCAAAGGGAAUUAUUAUUAUUUCCCUGGAAACCUUUAAGACAUUGAUAAGGAUUACAUAUCAAUUCUUUAUGGUUAUACGUCAAACUGUGGAGAAGUAA